Messenger RNA from Haliotis rubra (blacklip abalone), 3774 nucleotides. RefSeq lists its product as uncharacterized. The record is from RefSeq and is a predicted model, not a curated record. The coding region runs from base 1 to 3765 and encodes 1254 amino acids. The transcript is spliced from 71 exons. Lineage: Eukaryota; Metazoa; Mollusca; Gastropoda; Lepetellida; Haliotidae.
AUGUAUAUCAGUAUUAUGGAUGUUUCUUGCAGAGUCCGACUUCACAACAGGCAAGGAACCCUGGGAAUACAGCAACUGUCAAGAUCACAUGUGUCCCUCCACUCCUUGUGCAGCAGCUAUAUAAAGUUUGACCUACCUGCAUGCAGUGCCUUCACUGACCACAGACGCCGCACCAGCAUCAUGAGGCUGUUCCUUGUUCUCUGCAUCCUGGCUGUGAGUCGAGCUGACCUCCUGCAUGACAUCCUCCAGAGGGAGAAGGACGCAGCCAGCAACUCGAAUCAGAUCGAGACCAUCGCCAACUCUAUCCAGAAGAGGAGUUUCCUGGACACGCUGAAAAAUGGAUUUGAAAAGUUCGGCCAAGACAUCGCAAACCUCGCCCAAAAGGCCCUCCCAGUGGUGGAGCAGAUCGGGAAAGAUUUGCUGCCCACUUUGGAAAAGCUGGCACCGACACUCAUCAGCACGGCUCUCACGGCAGCUGUUGGAAGAAGGGAUCUGGAGAGGAGGAAUAUCUUUGAUGAUAUAAAGAAAGGUCUGGAAAAUAUCGGGAAUGCCAUCGCCACUGCCGCCAAAGCCGCUCUACCCGUUGUGGAGGAGAUUGGAAAACAGGUGCUACCAGUUGCUGAAAAGGUUGCCCCAAGCCUAAUCAGUGUAGGGCUGACUGCUCUCAUUGGAAGACGAGAUAUCGAUCGCAGAAGCUUCCUCGAUGAUCUAAAGAAAAUCGCCGAAGGUAUUCUGAAGGAGGUUGAGGUUGUAGCGCCCAAAGUGAUUGAGAGUGCUUUGCCCGCUCUUCUAUCUGGUAUUGGUAAACGUGAAAUCGAUCGCAGAAACAUCCUCGAUGAACUGAAGAAAAUCGCCGAAAGUAUUCUGCAGGAGGUUGAGGUUCUGCUGCCCAAAGUGAUUGAGAGUGCUUUGCCCGCUCUUCUAUCUGGUAUUGGUAAACGUGAAAUCGAUCGCAGAAACAUCCUCGAUGAACUGAAGAAACUCGGCGAAAGUAUUCUGAAGGAGGUUGAGGUUGUAGCGCCCAAAGUGAUUGAGAGUGCUUUGCCCGCUCUUCUAUCUGGUAUUGGUAAACGUGAAAUCGAUCGCAGAAACAUCCUCGAUGAACUGAAGAAACUCGGCGAAAGUAUUCUGCAGGAGGUUGAGGUUCUACUGCCCAAAGUGAUUGAGAGUGCUUUGCCCGCUCUUCUAUCUGGUUUUGGUAAACGUGAAAUCGAUCGCAGAAACAUCCUCGAUGAACUGAAGAAACUCGGCGAAAGUAUUCUGCAGGAGGUUGAGGUUCUGCUGCCCAAAGUGAUUGAGAGUGCUUUGCCCGCUCUUCUAUCUGGUAUUGGUAAACGUGAAAUCGAUCGCAGAAACAUCCUCGAUGAACUGAAGAAAAUCGGCGAAAGUAUUCUGCAGGAGGUUGAGGUUCUGCUGCCCAAAGUGAUUGAGAGUGCUUUGCCCGCUCUUCUAUCUGGUAUUGGUAAACGUGAAAUCGAUCGCAGAAACAUCCUCGAUGAACUGGAGAAAAUCGGCGAAAUUAUUCUGAAGCAGAUUGGGGUUCUGCUGCCCACAGUGAUUGAGAGUGCUUUGCCCGCUCUUCUAUCUGGUAUUGGUAAACGUGAAAUCGAUCGCAGAAACAUCCUCGAUGAACUGAAGAAAAUCGCCGAAAGUAUUCUGCAGGAGGUUGAGGUUCUGCUGCCCAAAGUGAUUGAGAGUGCUUUGCCCGCUCUUCUAUCUGGUAUUGGUAAACGUGAAAUCGAUCGCAGAAACAUCCUCGAUGAACUGAAGAAAAUCGGCGAAAGUAUUCUGAAGCAGGUUGGGGAUCUGCUGCCCACAGUGAUUGAGAGUGCUUUGCCCGCUCUUCUAUCUGGUAUUGGUAAACGUGAAAUCGAUCGCAGAAACAUCCUCGAUGAACUGAAGAAACUCGGCGAAAGUAUUCUGAAGCAGGUUGGGGAUCUGCUGCCCACAGUGAUUGAGAGUGCUUUGCCCGCUCUUCUAUCUGGUAUUGGUAAACGUGAAAUCGAUCGCAGAAACAUCCUCGAUGAACUGAAGAAACUCGGCGAAAGUAUUCUGAAGCAGAUUGGGGAUCUGCUGCCCACAGUGAUUGAGAGUGCUUUGCCCGCUCUUCUAUCUGGUAUUGGUAAACGUGAAAUCGAUCGCAGAAACAUCCUCGAUGAACUGAAGAAACUCGGCGAAAGUAUUCUGAAGCAGGUUGGGGAUCUGCUGCCCACAGUGAUUGAGAGUGCUUUGCCCGCUCUUCUAUCUGGUAUUGGUAAACGUGAAAUCGAUCGCAGAAACAUCCUCGAUGAACUGAAGAAACUCGGCGAAAGUAUUCUGAAGCAGAUUGGGGAUCUGCUGCCCACAGUGAUUGAGAGUGCUUUGCCCGCUCUUCUAUCUGGUAUUGGUAAACGUGAAAUCGAUCGCAGAAACAUCCUCGAUGAACUGAAGAAACUCGGCGAAAGUAUUCUGAAGCAGGUUGGGGAUCUGCUGCCUACAGUGAUUGAGAGUGCUUUGCCCGCUCUUCUAUCUGGUAUUGGUAAACGUGAAAUCGAUCGCAGAAACAUCCUCGAUGAACUGAAGAAACUCGGCGAAAGUAUUCUGCAGGAGGUUGAGGAUCUGCUGCCCAAAGUGAUUGAGAGUGCUUUGCCCGCUCUUCUAUCUGGUAUUGGUAAACGUGAAAUCGAUCGCAGAAACAUCCUCGAUGAACUGAAGAAACUCGGCGAAAGUAUUCUGCAGGAGGUUGAGGUUCUGCUGCCCAAAGUGAUUGAGAGUGCUUUGCCCGCUCUUCUAUCUGGUAUUGGUAAACGUGAAAUGGAGAGGAGGAAUAUCUUUGAUGAUAUAAAGAAAGGUCUGGAAAAUAUCGGGAAUGCCAUCGCAACUGCCGCCAAAGCCGCUCUACCCGUUGUCGAAGAGAUUGGAAAACAGAUUCUCCCGGUUGCUGAAAAGGUUGCCCCAAGUCUAAUCAGUGCUGGGCUGACAGCUCUCGUUGGAAGGCGAGAUUCAGUGCGGCGAAGUUUCCUGGAUGAUCUGAAGAACGCCCUGAAGACUCUUGGCCAACAGGCUCUUCAAGCAGUUGAGACCCUUGCACCAACACUCCUCGAAAGUGCACUUCCUGCUCUCCUCUCUAGUGUUGGAAAGCGUGGAGUUGUGGAGGCGGGACUUCUGGGACAUGUCAAGGAUGAGAUGCUGAGUGUGGUGGACAAGCUGAAGGAGUCUGUGGAGGGGGCAGAGAAGAUCGCCACGAACCUUGAGAGCAAUCUGAAGACGGCUGCCCAGGGUCUGACCAGUGGCCAGGAUGUCAAAGCCGUCGCCCAGAUGGUGCUGUCUACCCUGGAGGCCGAUGUCAAGUCAAUGAUGGACAAAGGCACAUUUGACGUUGAUAUUGAUUCGCUGAUCAAGAAUAUCGUCCCAAACGCUGUUGCAAAGCUCUUCUCCAAGCACAGCCGUCGUUUUCUUAUCGGCGAUAUUAUCAACGGAUUGAAAGACACUCUGGGUGACGUCCUUGGUCUCGUGUCUGGCACCGUGUUUGGGGAUCUUACAACAUUCCUGGGAAACAUUGAGUCAACUGCUGUGCAAUCUCUCAGCCCUGCAUUGGAUAACCUGAAGGGCCUUGCCCAGACAUUCCUGACCCACGCUGGACAAGCCACUGCACAGGUCGCUGCUGAGGCCGUCAAGUUCUUCCAGCCAUUCCAGGCUGAACUCGGAUCUGUCUUCACCCAGAUCAAAAAAUGUAGCUGCAAAACUGACGGGUGCCUGAAUGUCAAGGGAUGUCGAAUAAAAUAACAUAUGAAA